Andrographis paniculata is the source of this 1911-nucleotide messenger RNA. Its product is annotated as protein SHI RELATED SEQUENCE 5-like. Lineage: Eukaryota; Viridiplantae; Streptophyta; Magnoliopsida; Lamiales; Acanthaceae. The transcript has 3 exons. Gene Ontology annotation, molecular function: DNA-binding transcription factor activity; DNA binding. Gene Ontology annotation, cellular component: nucleus. The coding region runs from base 649 to 1680 and encodes 343 amino acids. The record is from RefSeq and is a predicted model, not a curated record. Gene Ontology annotation, biological process: positive regulation of DNA-templated transcription.
UACCCUUCCACCACUGAGUUAAUAUUAUUCCAAAAGUGAGUGUGUGUGUGAGAGAGAGAAAAAAGAAAGAAAGAGCUAGAGAGAGAAAGCUUGAGCAAGAGAGAGAGAGAGAGAGUGAUGGAGGGAUGUCUUGCCCUGUGGUUGCAGAGGCUGAUGGCGGCGUUUGCAGGGCUGUGACUUUAAUGCAAUCCAGAACCAAGACAGCUACAGAAGAAGAAUUCAAUUUUCGAGUGAUCAGAUCAGUCAAGAACAUAUAUACAUACAUACAUACAUAUAGAGAGAGAGAGAGAGAGAGAGAGAGAGACAACGAAUUUCAUUACAUCAGUGAUCAGUGUCUCUCUCUACACGGCCGGGUCGGGCAUUCUUUCGAUCUUAAACCUAAAAGAAAUUCCUACACGGUGAAAAAAGCUGCAGUUUUUACACAAGGCAAAGUGUGUCAGUGUUCAUUUCAGAAUUUAAUUUAAUUUUGCAGCACAAAACGCUCUACAAAUUAAAUUCACUUUAUAGUUUGACUAGUAAGUAGUUUGAAGAGACAGACCCAAACCCUAACACGCACUGAUUUGGGGAUUUCUCCGAACACUGUUACUUCCCUAUGGAUUUUCUCCCAACUUUGAGCUCCCAGUCGUCAGCUGCUUGUAGGGGUCAAACAUGUCCGGAUUUUUCUCACUAGGUGGUAAAGAUCAUCAUCAUCAUCACCAUCAUCAUCACCAUCAAGAUCAGCAACACCAUCUGACUGAAUCUAGCAGCAACCUGUUCCAGCUGUCGAAAAACGUGGAAGUCUACAACAAGGGUUUUGAACUAUGGCAGCAGUACUAUCAGCUGCAUCAACAACAAAGGAUUCAGACACAGCACCACAGUUUCCAAGAUUUGAAUUUUUCUGCGGGUCCCAGUAGCGACGAGCAGAUCAAUAACAGCAGGAUCAUCGGCGGCGGCGGCGGCGGCGGUGGUGGUGGUGGUUGUGGCUUUGGGGAUGAGCAUUCGAAUUAUUAUUACAGAUCGUCAGGGAUUAGGGUAAUGAAUCAGGCCGGUGGAGGAGGUUCAGGUUCGUACGAUGGAUUCAAUUGCCAAGACUGCGGCAACCGGGCAAAGAAAGAUUGUGUCCAUAUGAGGUGCAGGACUUGCUGUAAGAAUCGAGGGUUUCAAUGCCAAACUCACGUGAAGAGCACGUGGGUGCCGGCGGCAAAGCGCCGGGAGCGCCAGAGCCAGCAUGAUGAAACACAGCUGACCAUCGGAGAAGAAAACCCUAAGCGAAUGACUGCCGCCGGAAGCGGCGGCGGCGGCGGUGGCGGUGGCGGUGGUGGGUUUGAAGUGGGACAGUUCCCACCGGAAUUACAUUCUCCGGCGGAUUUCACCCUCGUGAGAGUGAGUUCAAUCGACGGCGCCGAGGAGCAUUUGGCUUAUCAGACAGCUGUAAACAUCGGAGGGCAUGUGUUCAAGGGAAUUCUCUACGAUCGAGGUCCUGAGAGCCGCUACCCAGGCGGCGGAGGCGGCGGAGAGAGCUCCUCCGGCGGUGGCGGAGGAUCACAGCAACAGCCGCUAGAUCCAACGGCGAGCUCAACCUCCGGCGUCGCCACCAGCACCGUAAAUCCCUCGAUCAUGGACCCUUCAAUUUAUCCACCUCAUCAUCAGCUCGGCGGUUUCAUGGCGGGUACGCAAUUCUUCUUGCCACCUAGGCCCUGAUGAAAGAAAUUUACCAGUCUACCAUUUUCAGACAAUUCUUUUCUUAGCCAUUAUCCAUUAUUAAUCUAACAUAAGAUAAGAUAAGAUCAGAUCCACAUUCGUCUUCGUUUUGUAUUUAGGAGUAAGUAUUCUUCAAUUCGAACUUUAAUUAAUUAAAUAUUUGUGUUAUGAUUUCUUGCUCCUCCUUCGUCGUCUGCUAACAAGAAAUAUCAACAUCGUCGUCGUUAUUGG